AAGCGCUUCGACCACCGGUCGAACCCGAACUCGCCCUUCGUGUUCCCGUUGGGGCGGAAGGUCGUCGUCGACGGCUUCGAGCGCGGCGUCCUCGGCAUGCGCGUCGGCGGCGAGCGCGAGGUCGUCGUGCCGCCGGACCUCGGCUACGGCGCCGAGGGCGCGCCGCCCAAGGUCCCGGGCGGCGCGACGCUGCACUUCACGAUCAAGCUCGUCCGCGUC
Messenger RNA from Aureococcus anophagefferens, 219 nucleotides. RefSeq lists its product as hypothetical. Lineage: Eukaryota; Pelagophyceae; Pelagomonadales; Pelagomonadaceae. Gene Ontology annotation, biological process: protein peptidyl-prolyl isomerization. The record is from RefSeq and is a predicted model, not a curated record. The annotation marks the transcript as partial. Gene Ontology annotation, molecular function: peptidyl-prolyl cis-trans isomerase activity. The transcript has a single exon.